Molecule: messenger RNA, 1968 nt
Organism: Phoenix dactylifera (date palm)
Lineage: Eukaryota; Viridiplantae; Streptophyta; Magnoliopsida; Arecales; Arecaceae
Source: RefSeq, a predicted model, not a curated record
UAUAUAUAUAUAUAUAUAAGGCAUUGGAUCCCCAUUUGUUUAGGGUAGUGGGUGCCGCUGCCGGUGUAUUAUACAAAUAUCAAGCAGGCACGCACCGAAGAGAGCAGAGUGAGAGAGCGUUCAUCUCCACGAGAAACCAGGGUCCUUUCCAUCAUAUUAUAAUCAUCAACGCUCCAAUACUACCUGUUUGUUUCUUUCUUUUGCAGUGGAGAGGUAAACACUAGAUAAACAUCUCCCAAUGGAAUGCUUCCUUCCCCUUGUCCUCUCUCCACCUGUGUAGGUUAGGAUAGAUGGCGAUGUACAACCAUCAAAAUACUAAACCAUAGAUAGAUAGGCUAAAUCCUCUGGAGAGAAAGGAAGAGGGGCCAAAUAAUAAUAAUAAUAAUAAUAAUAAUUGCAGAUGAAGUGGAUGGUGGCUCGCCACCUGACCACUGGAACAUGCGUCGAAUGAAGGGAUAGAGAAAAGGAGAUGUCGCUGCUGGUCGACGCGAUCCGAAUCCUUUCGACGAUGGGUCCGCAUCACAGCGGCGACAGCAGCAGCCACCACCACGAUCACAGCAGGCGGCGGCGCACGUCGGACGGAGACGAUGAGAAUGAUGAUGGCGCUGGUAACGGCGGCAGCAACGGGGUUUCUGACGGGAGGCGAGGCAACAGAUGGUCGUCGUCGUCGUCGUCUCCGUUGAUUCCGGGCCUCCCGGACGACAUCGCGCUCAACUGCCUGGCCCUGGCUGGGCGAUCGGAUCACGGGUCCCUGGCAUGCCUCAACGCGCGAUUCCGCUCGCUGAUCAAGAGCGGCUAUCUCUACGAGCUGCGGCGGCGGAUGGAUGUGGCGGAGAACUGGGUGUACCUGGUGUGCGACCCCCGGGAGUGGGAGGCCUUCGACCCGGGCGCCAACCGCUGGAUGCGCCUCCCUCGGAUCCCCUGCGACGACUGCUUCAACCACGCCGACAAGGAGUCCCUCGCCGUGGGUCCCCACCUCCUCGUCUUCGGCCGCGAGCUCCGGGACUUCGCCGUCUGGACCUACCGCAGCGUCGGCCUCGGCCGGGGCCGGGGCUGGUCCCGGUGCUGCCCCAUGAACCGCCCCCGCUGCCUCUUCGCCUCCGCGAGCUCCGGGUCCAUCGCCAUCGUCGCCGGGGGCAGCGACAAGACCGGGGCCGUCCUGGGUUCUGCGGAGCUCUACGACGUUGAGACGGGCUGCUGGGAGCUCCUCCCGGCCAUGCACGCCCCGCGCAAGCUCUGCUCGGGCUUCUUCAUGGGCGGCAAGUUCUACGUGGUCGGCGGGAUGUCGGGGAACAGGGAGCCGCUGACGUGCGGGGAGGAGUACGAUCUGCAGUCCCGGAGGUGGAGGCGGAUCGAGGGCAUGUACCCAACGGCCAGCGACGCGGCCGGGGCGCCGCCGCUCGUGGCGGUGGUCGACGACCAGCUCUAUGCGGUGGAAUACCGCACCAACAGGCUCAAGAGGUACGACGAGGAGCGCAGAAGCUGGGCGGCCGUCGGGAGGCUGCCGGUCCGGGCCGACACCUCCAACGGAUGGGGGCUGGCCUUCAAGGCGUGCGGCCGGGAGCUGCUGGUGGUGGGCGGGCAGAGGGGACCCGAAGGGGAGAGCAUUGUGCUCAGCUCGUGGCGCCCCGGCGGAGGAGGAGCUGCUCCGGAGUGGAAGGUACUCGGCGUCAAGGAGCACGCCGGCGUCUUCGUCUAUAAUUGCGCCAUCAUGGGCUGCUGAUGCUGACGGACCGAUGAGCAUCAUUGCAGCUUCUACUGCUAACGGAGCCGCCUCUUCCCUUCUCAUCCAUUCUGCAGAUAUAUAUCUAUAUCUAUAUAUAAAUAUCCACAUCCAAUUCCCCAUAGUGCUGAAUUUUGUAAUUUUUGAAUACCAUUUUUCUUCCCCUGCAUAUGUAAUGGAAAACAGUCUUGUGAUUACUUAGCAUCAAGUAUCAGAAAAAUAACAAACCAAGGAAUCUGCAGAAA